AUGGCUUCUCCUACUCUGCUCCCCCUCUCCCUAUUUCUCACCUUUUCUUCCUUUUCCCUUCCCACAAUGUUUCCUCCUCCAUUUCCUCACACCUGCAAAACCCUUCUCUGAACUCCAAGCCUGAAGCUUGAAAACGCUGCGUUUAUCUCUCUCUCUCUCUCUCUCUCUCUGUGUGAUGGUUUCACUGUUUGGAGGGUAAGGAAAUUGAAGGCAGGAAGGAAAUGGCGUCUCUGAAGCUCACUGCCCAUGUCUUUAUCCUGUUCCUGAGUCUCCAUGUAUGUUGUUGCAGCACCAUAGAUUAUCCUAAAGAUCCAGUCUUGUCGUUUAAACAAAAAGAUUCUAUGUUACCAAUGAUCUCUCCUACUGUGACUCCUCAACCCUUUCUUCCCCUUCUUGCUCCUUCACCAUUGGCACCAUAUACUAAUACCACCGUCCCAAAAUUAUCAGGACUCUGUAGGCUAAACUUCAGUGUUGCUGAGAGUUUGAUGACUGUGACCUCAAUUGAUUGCUGGUCCGUUUUUGCACCAUUGCUAGCUAAUGUUAUGUGUUGUCCACAGUUGAAAGCCACUCUCACAAUUCUCAUUGGUCAAUCCAGUAAAGAGACCAAUGUUCUGGCUUUAAAUGGGACAACUGCUAAACACUGCCUAUCGGAUAUCGAGCAGAUUUUGGUGGCCCAGGGUGCAAAUGAUAGUCUUGCACGAUUAUGCUCAGUUCAUUCAUCAAAUCUGACUGGUGCAUCUUGCCCAGUCAUUGGUGUUAAUGAGUUUGAGGAUACAGUUGAUACUUCCAAGUUGCUUGCUGCUUGUGAGAAGAUUGACCCUGUGAAGGAAUGCUGUGCUCAAACGUGUGAGAAUGCUAUAUUAGAAGCUGCUACAAGGAUUGCAUCAAAAGCUUCUGAUGUUUUGAGCACAGAUGGUGCUCAUGAUCUCUUACCUGAUAGAUCAAGUAAAGUCAAUGGCUGCAAAAGUAUUGUCCUCCGAUGGCUGGCAAGGAAACUCAGUCCUUCUCGUGCCAAGGAAGUUCUAAGGGGACUGUCUAAUUGCAAGAUUAACAAGGCUUGUCCCCUGGUUUUCCCUGACAUGAAGCAUGUUGCAACGGGUUGUGGGAAUGGGAUAAGUAACCGGACUGCAUGUUGUACUGCCAUGGAGAGCUAUGUGGCCCACUUGCAAAAGCAGAGUUUAAUAACCAACUUGCAAGCUUUGGAUUGUGCUGCAUCACUGGGAAUGAAGUUACGAAAAUCAAAUAUUACCGAAAAUGUGUAUAGCCUAUGUCAUAUAAGCCUGAAGGAUUUCUCGCUUCAAGUUGGAAAUCAAGUGUCUGGAUGUCUUUUGCCAAGCCUGCCUUCCGAUGCCACAUUUGACAGUUCAGGUGUCAGCUUCCUUUGUGAUCUGAAUGAUAACAUUCCAGCUCCCUGGCCCACCUCUCAAGGGGCAGCUUCAUCUUGCAGUAAACAUGUCAAGAUUCCUGCACUUCCUGCAGCAGCAUCUGCUGAAAGUGGUCUAUACCAUGAUGGUGUGAUGCUUUCUCUACUCCUCGCUUCCGCCAUGGUUCUUAUGACGCUUCUGUAAUUAACUUUUCCCUCGAGGCAAACAUGUCAGUCCUUGAAGGAGAAUUCGUGAAAUGGUUCGUUGUUUAUGCAGAUCACCCCCAAGCUAAUCGACACAAGACUGUCGUGAAACUAUACCUGCGGCGAUCUGACUUCAAGUUUGUGCUUCCAAUCCUACAGAUUCAUGAUUCUUGCUUGCUUCUGUAAUAAGUUUUUUGUAAAAAAGUUUAGGAAAUCGCUCGUGGUUGAUCAUAUUGUAAGUUGUAACCGUCACCAUUAUAAAGAUUGCAUGUAAAUUUAGAUUGCAGCCAAAAUAUAAUCUUGUUUUGCAAGUGAUGAACCUACUCCGCCAUAUAUUGUACUCCUUUACCAAAUUUAAUCUUACCAAAUUUGCGUGUA
Molecule: messenger RNA, 1945 nt
Organism: Malus domestica (apple)
Lineage: Eukaryota; Viridiplantae; Streptophyta; Magnoliopsida; Rosales; Rosaceae
Cellular component (GO): plasma membrane
Source: RefSeq, a predicted model, not a curated record